This is a messenger RNA of Pan troglodytes (chimpanzee), 802 nucleotides long. RefSeq lists its product as uncharacterized. Bases 1 to 783 code for a protein of 260 amino acids. The record is from RefSeq and is a predicted model, not a curated record. NCBI's taxonomy places the organism in Eukaryota, Metazoa, Chordata, Mammalia, Primates, Hominidae. The transcript has 6 exons.
AUGGACCGGCCCCGAGGUGCGCGGGACGCAGGGGGCGCGCGCAGCCCGCCCUUCCUACCCGCAACCUCCCUCGCCUCUGCCAGCCCCGCAGGCGCUCCGGGCCUCCAGCUGCGGUCGCCGCUGCUCCAGCUGCGCGUGGCUUCCGGGAACCUCCUCCUCCGCGCCCGCUCCAGGCGGCUAGAGAGGCCCCAGAGCGCCCUGCAGCUGGGUUGCUUCUCGCGUGCCCCUUGUGAUGGGAGGAUUAGGUCGCAGGCUCCACCCUACGUCAUCCUCCCAAGCUUCUCAAGCGUCUGGCGCUUGGGGUCACUGCCCCCAAGGAGGCACCUGGAGGGGGGGAUGGCGUCCACUCUGAUGGGGAAUGAGGGGGAGAAGAAGAGCAGCUGGCCAUCUCAAGCUGCACCCUCCUUGAGAGGAGGUCCGGCUUCGUUGUCUCGUUCUGAGGAAUACCUGUCCCGGAUCAGUACAGAACUCAUGGAGGAGGCUUUGUGCACUGCUUGCUGCCACUUGAACCCUGUGCCCAUCAAAAAAAAGCAGUCACAAGACCAAGCGACUCAGAUAUCCAAACGCGAAACCGUACCUGCAGCAAGGCAUACCUCCUGCCAACUCCUGGUGAAAAGAACAUGCCUCAAAACUACUCUUUUGCCACUCGUUAACCACUUCCGUUUGUGGGGACCUCCUGGUCAUGAGCAGCAGCAUCCCGAAGCCUUCAAAGUGUUCUGGAUUCAUCACAGGACCCUCCAGCCUCAGCCAGCAAGGAUACCACCAGGAAUGAAAGUGCUUUAAUAAAGAGACAGGGUGUGCA